UCGAGGAAGAUAAAACGGUAUGUGAACGUGUAAAAAUGUCUGUAGAAUUCCAUAAUUCGAUCGAGGAAGUGCAAUUAACCGAGAAUAAUGAAGAAAAUGCAGAUAAAAAUGUCCUUUCGUGUGAAUUGUGUAAUGUUAAAGUCACCAGUGCGAAAAUCCUUCAGCGCCAUUUGGAAGGACGAAGACAUAAAAUGAAGGAAGAGAGAAAAGGAAAAACGUUCGUUUGUGAAUUGUGUGAUGUUGUCGCAAACAGUGAAAUUCAACUAAACAUCCACUUGAACAGUAUCAAACACAAAAAUAAACUGAUGAAAAAAGAAAAUAACUUCAUUUCGGCCUCGACAGGAACCGCUGGUUUAUGGAUCUUGUUCUUCUGUGUUAUUUGUAUUUUUAUUAACUUAUUGUUGCUGUUUAAAGUGAUUUGCCAGUAGUUUUGUUCAUUGUUACCAAAUUUGUAUUUACCAUUAAAUUGUUGAAUAAUUAAAA
Tribolium madens (black flour beetle) is the source of this 483-nucleotide messenger RNA. Its product is annotated as zinc finger protein 385D-like. The transcript has 4 exons. The record is from RefSeq and is a predicted model, not a curated record. NCBI's taxonomy places the organism in Eukaryota, Metazoa, Arthropoda, Insecta, Coleoptera, Tenebrionidae. Bases 36 to 428 code for a protein of 130 amino acids. Gene Ontology annotation, molecular function: zinc ion binding; nucleic acid binding.